Molecule: messenger RNA, 534 nt
Organism: Achroia grisella
Lineage: Eukaryota; Metazoa; Arthropoda; Insecta; Lepidoptera; Pyralidae
Exons: 2
Coding region: 1-534 (177 amino acids)
Source: RefSeq, a predicted model, not a curated record
AUGAGUGAAUUAAAGGAUUUAAGUAAACAAAGGGCGUCUAUUCGUGCUCGUUUAACAUUAUUUGAAAAAUAUUUAAAGCCAUUAGUUGAGUUAAAACAAGCAAAUAUUAGUCAAAUAGAAGAAAGGGAGAUUACGGAGAAUUUAUUUUUUCGUUUACUCGCUCAAGCACAAAUGUUAAUUGAUUUGUGGACUAAUUCUGAUAAGGUUGAAAGUGUGUCGGCUGGUUUCACUAACAAUUUAAAACUACCAGUUAUAAAAAUUUCCUUGUACGACGGCAAUAUGAACCAGUGGCUAGAAUUUAGGGACAUGUACUUAUCCUUGAUUCACAAUAAUGAGAGAAUUGAUGACGUCACUAAAUUUCAUUAUUUAAAAUCUUAUUUGACGGGUUCUGCUGCCGCGGUCAUCAGUUCUGUCACAGUUUCUGCCAAUAAUUACAAUAUCGCUUGGUCUUUGCUCUGCGAGAGAUACAACAACAAAGAACGAACAUUUAAAGUGUCUAUGCUUUAUAUAUUGAGUCAGAUGAAGGAUUACUAA